Molecule: messenger RNA, 5430 nt
Organism: Apis mellifera (honey bee)
Lineage: Eukaryota; Metazoa; Arthropoda; Insecta; Hymenoptera; Apidae
Product: leucine-rich repeat-containing protein 24
Exons: 5
Coding region: 836-3013 (725 amino acids)
Molecular function (GO): protein binding
Source: RefSeq, a predicted model, not a curated record
UUGGUCUUUGUCUGUCGCGCGCGUUCCGUGAUCGGGGUGUUGUCGAAAGGGUGGAGAUAUCAGACACCAGUCGCUACGCGGACGUUGAGCUCGAGAUUUUUAUUCUUUGUCGCGAGACUUUUUCUUUCACGAGUUACAGUGUUCACGAUCGUUGGAUGUUUAUUCCAUUUGUUCGCGGUGACACGCAUGCGUUUUUUCAUCAUUAAUCGUAAUUGGAUCCAAUCGAAUGUUGGAUCCGCGUGACAUCGACCGAAGAGGAAACUCGAUCUCGAUCCGUGUGUCUGAAAAUCGCGCUCAUGUGACCGUUGCUUGAUAAAAAAUGGUAGAAUAAGUGUCGUGUGAGACCAAGGAUAUUGAAUACAUAAACGUUUUCGAUUGUGAUUUAGUUACCAAUUACGGAGGAUAUUUAGUGUUAUACAUGUAACAAUGGAACUGUAACGGAUAUCGAUGGUGAUUCAAUGCAGCCAUGAGACACAUGAAAUCGUGACGAUGUGAUUCUAUUAAAAGAAAAUAAAGUGUCUCAAUUUUGAUUCAAGAUCACGUUGGAUUAUAUUUCGAUUCAAUCAGAAGAGUUUGUAGUUAUCGGCAUAACUCAUCGGACCACUCGACGGAUGAGUAACGAAGCGUGGCCCGCUCUCAAGGGUGGGAAUCGGAGAAAGACCUGACAUACUCAUCGAGAGACCGCCCAUCCCAUCCUCGAGCUCAAGAAGAUCUCAAAGAUGCUGCAGGCAAGAGGAAGCUGAGGUAAAAGCUCGCACACGAGAUAAAAGCGUGAAACGAGAUCGAGUACAUAAGAUGAGAUAGAAAGGAAGAUCUCGGGGAAACGGAACGCACCAUGUGCUCGAGCAUGCGAGCAUGGUGGUGGAGAGGGACACUUCUCGGCACGAUGAUGCUGUUAUCAUGGACAUCCUCAUUGGUGGAGGGCUGCCCGAGCAUGUGCACGUGCAAAUGGAAAAGCGGUAAAGAGUGGGUGGAGUGCGCCAACAGAGACCUGAAGGGACUGCCCCAGGGCGCCAGGGAGGAGACCCAGGUGUUGGAUCUAUCGAACAAUCAUCUGGUCAGUCUGCUUCCAGAGUGCUUUCACGCCCUGGGUCUGAUCAAUCUGCAGAGACUCUACCUGAGUAGAUCACACAUCAGUCAUAUUGCGUCGAGAGCCUUCGUCGGGCUGGUGGGUCUGGUUGAGUUAGAUCUCUCCGAGAACCUGAUCGAGGAGAUACCGACCGAGACCUUUCCAUCUUACUCGAAUCUGAUGAAAUUGUUGCUGAACGGAAACCCUGUAAGGGAGAUCCAUCGAGGAGCGUUCCAACAUCUAGUCCAUCUGACUAACCUGGAACUGAGCCAGUGUCGAAUAGAGAACGUGGAGCAGGGAGCGUUCGACGGCCUACAUCAACUCGAGUGGUUGCGACUAGAUGGCAAUCGGUUGACCCGGGUACCCGAUCUCACGUUGCCUCUAGGAGGUAGCCUUAGGGGUCUCACGCUGCACAACAAUCCCUGGCUCUGCGAUUGUCGUCUGCAGGCUACCCAGGCUUGGCUCAAGGAGUCGGCACCCGCUGCCCCUCAAGAGUCCGAGCCAGUCUGCGACUCUCCACCGAAACUUCGGGGUAAACAGAUCAAGGAAGUGAAGUUGAACGAGCUCGCUUGCCUGCCGCAGAUCGAGCUCCAGGAUCAGAUCGAGGCCUACGAAGGAGACAAUGUCACUCUCAAGUGCGACGUCUACGCUGUGCCGGCUGCCAAACUCACCUGGUGGUUUAACGGAGAAUUGUGUGAAUUGCAGAACGAGAACGAUUCUGCUUCGUCUUCGGCUUAUCCUCGGUACGUCUACAGGCAGCGUGGUGGAACCAAUAUGAGCAGCGCUCUUCUUCUAUACUCCGUCGAGACCCUGAACGAGGGAACGUACACGUGUAUAGCUGAGAACGGGGCGGGCUCAGCCGAGGCGAAUCUAUCGCUGCGAGUGUUGUUCCAGGAGAGAAUAACAGUGGAACCGCCCAACGAUCACUCGAGGUCGGGCUAUGUGGUCGCCGUAGCUGCGGGCGCCCUUGUGGGCACCCUGUUCGCUCUCGCCUCCCUUAUAGGCAGCAUAGUGUUCUGCGUUCGCAAACGUCGCCGUGACCGCAAGAGAAACUCGAAAGCCUUGGUCUCGCAGAACAAAUCCGUCAUGCCUAUUACCAAAGACACGACAACCAGUUUACCUUGUAGAAAGGGUAACGGUAGCCUGAUCGGGCUUGAGCACCAGCAGAUGGUUUCGUAUACCGAACGAGAGAUGAGCAGAGCCGCGACUCUUGAGCGCAGGGAGCAUAGGAACGUGGAGGAGCCUUAUUGCAGCCCGGUGUCGAAGUAUCUGACCGAACCCGAUCUGAUAAACGAGGUCCCGGAGACAACCGAUGUGGGAUACGGCCAAUUGUACCGACAUCAGCCGGGCGAGAGACAGAUUCUGGAAUACGAUUCCGGAUACCCGCUGCAACCCGACCUGCGCCCAUCCAACAUCCCCCAGCUUAGCUAUCUCGAUCAAGACGGUUACCCGCUCAACUUCGGCCUACCCAAGAUCCCGUUCAGCGCGGCAAGCACGCUGCCUCGCUUGAGGCAAAGGAUGCCGGUAGAAGGCACCGCUGUCGCGCCACCAGCCAGGUACUCGAGGGAGGCGGAGUUCUUGGCCAGGUCGCCGGGAUACGAUCCUGUCCUCCCCAGAACUGACACCAGAUAUACAGCGGAGGGAUAUCCUUAUCCGGCCCAACAGCAGCAGCCGCAGCCAAUUCAACCGGUCGAGCAACCGAUCCAACAACAGCUGCCAGUUUCCCCGGUAUCCCCGGUCGCCGUGUUCCCCGAGGUGCCGUUCAUCCCUUCGCCACCAGCGGCAUACAGGGGCGAAACCACGCCGCUCUCGCCUAGAUCACUGUUGAGCAAAACUGCUCGAGAGGCUGCCGCGGCCGCGGCCGCUAGGGCGGAAGACCUUCAGCCGCCUCAUCACCCGGAAAGUCCUGACGAGGGCUACGUCGGGGACGCUAUGGACGUCUAAGUUUUAACUACGGGCUGAGGAUUGGAGAUUGGGACGAGAUCGAGAAUAGUGGGUGGAAGUUUGGAUGAAACGUGGAAAUGACUCGUCGGAUCGUUUGAUGGCUCAAUUUCAGGAUUAUCGUCGUUCUCGAGAGGGAGAGAGGGAGAGAAAGCGAUCUUUCGUGUAUACAAGGAGGGAACUAUCGGUAUACAUGUAGGUUUCAGACGAAUUAAUUCGAAGAAAACAUGGAUACGGACACGAUUGAUGGAAAAUGUCUGGGAGAGAACGACAAUCUCUCAUCCAGGAGAAUAGAUAUGAGAUUCCAAAUUGUGCAGGAAGUGCAUAAUGGAUUGAUCAGGUGUAUGGCUUUCCGGAUCAUGUGUUCCAUGGAUAAUAAUUUCUUAUCAAAGAUAGAUGUGUGAUUCGAAAGAAAGAACAGUUGAUCAAGUUCUCUUUUUCGUUGAACGAAUAAGGGAAUAUCGAAUUUGGAAACAUAUUUUUCAUGUCACAAUGUGCAUUUUCCUUUUCCGUUUCGCGCUCGAAAAUUCAAGUUGAGAAACUUUCUCUCGAGAUUGUACGAAUUCGAUUAGCCACGAGAGAUCCACGAAAUGAGAAAAGAAGCCACGCAUUUUUGGAGUAAGAAAAUAAUCGAUAUAUGGAUCCUUUCGAUCCGCAAAUGAGAAAAUUUUUGAAUAUAUUUUCGAAAUGGUGUGUUGCGGAACCUCGUCUUGUAAUGGAAUUUUCCGGGAGAGGAAUCGAAUUUUCGAAGAGCUUAUAGGAACGCAAACAAACCGCCACGUGGGUGGAAUUUUGAAAAUCGAUUGAAGUUGCGGUUUGAUCGAAUCAAAUCUGUCCAUGUGGCCGUUUGCACUCGUGUUAUUACGAUCUGUCUAUUACUUGGAUCCUAGUGCAAAUUGGAAACAUUCCUGGGGUGAAAAGAUAAUUUGCUCGAUCGGUAACAGUGAAAUCGACUAUGCAAAAAUCACAUGUGAUCGUGCGUGAAUGAAAUAAUUGAGUGAAAUAGUGUAUAUACGUAAGAGGCAAGUGCGUAUCUAAGUGUUGAAAACGAAAAGAAUUUGGUGAAAGAAGUGAAGAAAAAGUGGAAGAAGAAGUGAAACGGGUAUAAAAUGGAGUAUCAUUCUUAAAACCUUAAGAAUAUUCUUUUGCUAACAAAGAUAAAUUCUUUGCGUCGGUGAAAUGCAUGUCUUUCAUCUAAAAAAUAAGAUGCAAAUCCGUAGAAUACGGACUCGUUUCGAUUGAAAGCGGUAAGACGAGAACAAAGAAGAACGAGGAAAGGAGGAAACGAGAAUACGUUUACCCGUGUUACGAGUUUGUAGAAGACUCGUUCGAUAUCUGCUCAAGUUCAUACUUUCAUCCGGAUCACCUUCCACACUUCUUCCCCCCGGUUACUCUUCCUUUUUUUUAGGCUAACCGAUUAUUAUUACCGUUUAUUGCUCGCUGGUUUCGCGAGAAACGAACUCUUUGUCACGGAAAGUUAAGCAAUUCUGCCGUAGUGAUAAUAAUGUUAACUCGGUGUUUAAGACUGGUGAGUUUACGAGAUGGCUGAAAUUAGAGAUAGAGAGAAAGAGAGAGAGAGAGAGAGAGAGAGAGAGAGAGAAAGAGAGAGAGAGAGAGAGAAAGAGAAAGAGAGAGAGAGAGAGAGAGAGAGAGAGAGAGAGAGAAAGCCAUCGUGGGCGUUGCCUAGCCCGAUGUACAGAACCGUUAUGAACCGUACAUGAUAUAUAUGUAUAAAUUCGUACAUCAAUUUACACAGACAUAUACAAACACAAACGUAUACUGUAAAAAUGACGAAUUGGCUAGGUGACACUUUCGGCCAAUAUUCGUGCCUAUUUUUAUGAAUGUGCCCGGGUCUAUCGGAAUGCCAGAUCCGCGUUUUCUUUGCCUAGUCAACUUGUCAUGUCUGCACAGUACAUGAAUAUCCCCCCGACAGGGGAUAAUAUAUUAUAUAUAAAUAUACAUAUAUAUAUAUAUACUUAUAUAAAUAGAUAUAAAUACGUGGAGAUUGAGGGUUGAUCGAAAUACUUGGACAAGCAAGAAUAGAUAUUUUUUAAGGGUGUCUAAGACGAGCCUCUAAGACAUGCGACCAAUCAGCCGCUAUUGUCUCCUCACUCUGUAUUCGUUAUCGAAUGUGCGUAAUCGUCGUGUAACUGAGUUUUAAGAGUUGGAUCGAGCUUCGCGAUACUCGUUGAAUAUAAAUCAGGUAAUUAGGCUAAUUUUUCAUUAACGUGAAAACGUUGUUAAGAGUCAAUGAGUUUUGGUAUAUAGGAUCCAUGAGCUGUCAUUUCAUCGCUAAAUAUUGAUUACAUUUGGGAAAUAUAAAAUAAUGUACAUAUUACUGUUUUGUGUUUGAAAAUAGUUUUGGAUAAAUAAUUAUUGAAAUAAAGAAUAAAAUUUAAUUAAAUAUUACAUUAAAUAAA